GUUUUCUUCCUACAAAAGAAGCAAGCCAUGGCUUCCAUACUCUCACAAGCUCCACUGCUAACUCUUUUAUCUCACCGCCGCGUGCGCAAUGUCCACUAUACCUCUUGCAGUGCUGGCGCUCCUAAACCUGCGUCCCAGACGAUUUUCAGCAAUCGAAGGCAGCUAGUCUUUCUACUGACUGCAUCAACGGCGCUGACGGCAAGGGAGGCUCCGUCAAUCGCGGAGGAUAUUCCAUUGUUCGGGCUGAGGAAGAAACUGCAGAAAACGGAGGAGGCGGCUGUGGAGAUUGUAAAAGAAGGGUUUGAGGCCGCGGAGAAAGGACUGGAAACAGCAGAGAAAGGGGUUAUAACGAUAGAGAGAGGAAUUGAAGCAGCGGAGAAAGGAAUUGAAACGGCGGAGAAGGGGGUUGAGGAAGCGGUGAGUUUCCCCGCGUUGGCACAGGCCUGCGUGGUGGCUGGUGCGGAGGUUGUAGCGGUUUUUGUGGCCACUUCUGCUGUGAACGGAAUUUUGGAGCCCAGCCGGAAAACUUGACAAGGAUAUCAGAUCAGUUCUUCUUGUGUUAUCAUUAUAAUUUUUUUUAUGCUUCUUGUGUAAAUUUCAUGCUUCAAUGCUGUUCGUUUGGAGAUUUGAACCCAAAAGAUACAAGCUUUGCCUGUGAUUAGUCUUUAAUCUGCGAUAAAUUUAACUUAAAGAAGCUGUUUUGUUU
Molecule: messenger RNA, 706 nt
Organism: Tripterygium wilfordii
Lineage: Eukaryota; Viridiplantae; Streptophyta; Magnoliopsida; Celastrales; Celastraceae
Exons: 1
Coding region: 28-531 (167 amino acids)
Cellular component (GO): chloroplast thylakoid
Source: RefSeq, a predicted model, not a curated record